AGGUUUUAUCGUUCCUCGAACGCAGCACAGCUCCUGUGGUUUAAGCUAAGCUAACAGGACUGAAAUACAAACCCGCUUCAUUGUCGGGCAGCUGAAACACUCCAGGUGAGUUCACGGAGGCUCGUUUCAGUGUCCCCGCUUCAGGUGUUCGGUCAGCCGGUUCUGCUCACGUUUCUGCUCCGGUGGAAACACAUAGGAGCUGUUAAAGAACUUAACACCGACCAAGAAGGCUUCGGUUAGCCGAGGGAGGCAGCCAGCGGCGGGUUAAAGCCCCUCCACGGCUCCGUCUCCUCUGAUGGCUCUAACUUAACGGAGAACGUCUGCUUUCAAGCCGAAUCGGACCGCGGUGUGAACCAGUAUAUUUAGUCCGAACCGGACCCUGAAUCCUGAACCGGACCGUAUCGUCAGCCCGAACCGGACUGGAUCAGCUGUCGCUUCUUCACAUGCGCUGGUUUUCUGUCUGCGGUUCUGGACCCAGCAGCCCGGUUCGCACCGACGGCCCUUUCCUAAAUGAGCCAGUCUCCUGGCAACCAGGCACCAAUCAGCACGCGAGAUCUCUCUCUGUAGUAACCACGGUGUGGGGCGUGACCAAUCCCACACACAGCCAGGUGUUCGGUGCACCCAUGGGCCCUGGUGAGAGCUCUGGAGGUCAUAUGAUGCCAGGUGGCAGCCCUGGUAUGGGUGGCAGCAUGGGCUCCCAGUUCCUGGGCCAGCAGGCAUACGGAGACUCUGUGUCUAAAGGCUACAGCCAGCCAGUCAUGUACGGCAGACCCAACCCGGCCUACAAUCCAGCCUCGGCUUAUGGAGGAAGUUACUCUGGUAACAGUGGAGGUGCUGGUCUUGGCGUUCGCCCCCCUUCAGACUUCACCCAGGCUGCCGCCGCCGCCGUCGCCGCUGCCACAGCAACUGCCACGGCCACCGCAACUGUGGCAGCAAUCCAGGAGAAGCAGAACCAGGAGCUGAGCUACGGCCAGAUGAGUGGAGCCUCUUCCUACGGCACUCAGUUUCUGUCCCAUUCGGGGCCCCGGGGCCCCCAGGGGAUGAACCCCGGGGGUAUGGUUCCCUCCAGGCCUGGACCGCCACCUUCCACUGGAGGCUUGUAUGCAUCUCAUCCUACACAGAGUCAAAGGAUGCCUCAGCACGGAGGAUAUCCAGGAGGACAGCAAGGCCUCAAACGGCCCUUUCAUUCAGAGGGUUUUCCAGGCCAGCAGUAUGGUUCCGGGGGGAUGUCUGGGUUCUCUAACCAGCCUCUGCAAUACCCCGCUGGCCCACAGCAGAGAUGUGCACCGUCGCCCUCUUACCCUUCCAGCCGGAUGCCCCACGUGGGACAGUACACUUCUGGAUCUCACAAUCCAACACAGUUUCCUGCUGGUGCCGGCCAGCCUAAUCCUCCACAGUAUUAUAAGUCAGAGCCUUUCAAUGGUCAGGGCAUUCUGCCGUCGGGUGCAUCAGGAGGAUAUAAUGCUUUCACACAGGCUGCAGUGAACGGGCCAGGUCGAGGUGGAGUGAUGCCCGGAUAUCCCAGCUCACCAAUGGGAGGGAAUCCUACCCCACCCAUGACCCCCGGUAGCUCCAUACCUCCCUACCUUUCUCCAGGACAGGACACCAAGCCCCCCUAUCUGCCACUGGACUCCAAACCCAACAUCAGCAGCCAGCAGCCUCCAACAGGUAAUCCCAGUGAUGACCUGCGCCUGACGUUCCCGGUACGAGACGGCGUUGUGCUGGAGCCGUUCAGACUGGAGCACAACCUGGCUGUCAGUAAUCACGCAUUCCAGCUCCGAGAGUCCGUCUACAAGACUCUGAUAAUGAGACCGGACCUGGAGCUGCAGUUUAAAUGUUACCACCAUGAAGACAGACAGAUGAACACUAACUGGCCUGCCUCUGUGCAGGUCAGUGUUAAUGCAACUCCUCUUUCGAUUGAAAGAGGCGACAACAAAACCUCCCACAAACCUUUGUACCUGAAGCAGGUGUGUCAGCCGGGCCGCAACACGGUGCAGAUCACUGUGACGGCAUGCUGCUGUUCCCACUUGUUUGUGUUGCAGUUGGUUCACCGGCCGUCUGUCAGGUCUGUCCUGCAGGGUCUGAUGAAGAAGAGGCUGCUACCAGCGGAGCACUGCAUCACCAAGAUAAAACGAAAUUUCAGCAGUGGCACAAUCCCCGGGACCCCCGGUCUGAAUGGAGAGGACGGGGUGGAGCAAACAGCGAUCAAAGUGUCUCUAAAAUGUCCGAUCACGUUCAGACGAAUCCAGCUGCCAGCUAGAGGCCACGACUGCAGGCACAUACAGUGUUUCGACCUGGAGUCUUAUUUGCAACUGAACUGUGAAAGAGGGACGUGGAGAUGUCCUGUGUGCAACAAAACAGCUCUGCUAGAAGGUCUGGAGGUGGACCAGUACAUGCUGGGGAUCCUCGUCUACAUUCAGAACUCUGACUACGAGGAGAUCACCAUCGACCCGGUGUGCGGCUGGAGGCCGGUGCCUGUCAAACCCGACCUUCACAUGAAGGAGGAGCCCGAUGGUCCGGUCCUGAAACGCUGCCGCACGGUCAGCCCCAGUCACAUGGUCCUGCCCAAUGUUAUGGAAAUGAUUGCAGCUCUGGGCCCGGCGUCGUCCCCCUACCAGGGUCUGACUACAGGGGGCAGGAACACCCCCGACUACAGCAGGCCAGGAAGCCAGGGAUUUUCAAGCCAAACAGGAUUUUCAGAUUUCCCAAACACUUCUGGGACCCCGACACUUGGGGAGUACUCCUCCUCUGGACCACCACCUCCUGUCCCAUAUCAGUCUGAACAGACGCCUCAUCCUGGAGGAAUGGAGCACUCCCAUAAUGUCCUCCAGCAGCACGCCUCGGGUGUCCAUGGCAGUCAGAGUCUGAGCGGCGCCAGCAGCCCUCUGCAUCAGAGAAACACCGGGACCCAGAACUCUCGGCUGCAGGGCGAGGGCUCCUUCGGUCUGGGUGGACCAGGAGGAGAGGGACCUGAUCACACUCUGGAUCUCCUCCCUGAGCUCACCAACCCAGACGAGCUGCUGUCCUACCUGGGCCCCCCCGACCUCCCCAACAACAGCAACGACGACCUGCUGGCUCUGUUCGAGAACAACUGAUGUGGACUCCACCUCGGUGCCGUGGCAGCCUCCAGAUCAGAACUUCAGUUUGCCCUGCGGCCCGGUCCUGUCUGCACAGACGGUGUGUGUGAUGGACUUUUUGUUUGUCUCUUGUCUUUCUCGAGUGUCCUCUAAAGCCUGUUGAGUGCAGAGGUGCGUGACGGGAUGCUGACUGCAGCAAGCAGGAAGAGCAGAAGCACACAGGACUCUGCAGACCAGCUUCUACAGCACAAGAUCCAGUGUGGACGGGUUUGGAGGAGGGGAGAACCCAGCCCUGCUGUGGCUGCUGCACUUGGCAGCACCUGGAAGACAUGUUUGUACCUCUUGAACUUUUGAACGUUUUGUCAUGGAGCAAACACAGACAGUAAAAUAUUUCACUGGG
This is a messenger RNA of Austrofundulus limnaeus, 3477 nucleotides long. It is a transcript of the gene zmiz2, whose product is annotated as zinc finger, MIZ-type containing 2. The transcript has 19 exons. The coding region runs from base 444 to 3095 and encodes 883 amino acids. Gene Ontology annotation, cellular component: chromatin. The record is from RefSeq and is a predicted model, not a curated record. Lineage: Eukaryota; Metazoa; Chordata; Actinopteri; Cyprinodontiformes; Rivulidae. Gene Ontology annotation, molecular function: zinc ion binding; SUMO ligase activity. Gene Ontology annotation, biological process: protein sumoylation; regulation of transcription by RNA polymerase II.